This is a messenger RNA of Frieseomelitta varia, 3643 nucleotides long. Its product is annotated as toxin 3FTx-Lei1. The coding region runs from base 705 to 1082 and encodes 125 amino acids. NCBI's taxonomy places the organism in Eukaryota, Metazoa, Arthropoda, Insecta, Hymenoptera, Apidae. The record is from RefSeq and is a predicted model, not a curated record. The transcript is spliced from 4 exons.
GGGCACAAAGAGAUACGUAUAGAAGGGAAAAUCGAGGAGGGCACACAGGUGCGGGAAGAUAAGCGCGCGCGACGACGCGACGCGGCGCGUCGCCACUGCUGCAGCGUAACGUAGAAAGUCAGUCCGACGGCGGCGCCGCACCAGUCGAACGCGUCAGGACGCACCUUUUCGUGGUCCAGCAAUCAAACAUCGGCCGCUCGUGAUUUCGUGCGCCCCUUCGAGUGCAUCCGAAAGAAAAACUAUCACCCGGGAAUAUUAUCUCGACCGAGCGAUUAUCUCCCCCGUUUGAAACGGACACGCAGAGAAGCAUCGCGCGGCGACAAUUGUCGAAAAAUUCUGCGGUAGAAAUCGGAAACUGUCGGAAAGAGGAAGAAUUCGAAAAAGGGGGAGGCAGAGGAUCGUGCGUGUCCGUGAAGAGACACACGGAGGAUCACCGCGUUUCGAUCCUCCGGAGAUCGUUGGUGAUUGUCUUGCAAUAAGAGAGGAAGAACUUUUCGUUUUGUGAUCGAUUGGACAGAUUGAUUGUUUCGAGAACGGUUUUAAAGGGACGAAAGGGUCGGUGGAUCAAGUGCCUUUUUCUUUCUGUUUCGCGGGACUCCGUUGGUACCGCCCCUCUGGGCGGCUCCUGGCUCCCGGAAGUUUCCUCGGCAUCGAACUGACAAGACUUCUCCUCGCAGCACGAGCCUUCAACCACCGGCAGCAGGAUGUUUUCGUCCUCGAGAGCUUUCCCGCCGAUUCUCUUCGCGGCGCUCUUCGUCUGUAUCGGGCUGACGCACAGUCUGAAAUGUUACAAAUGCGGACAGUAUAACGAGGGCGUCGGCAGCAUCACGCCGUGCAUCAAUUACACCGCUCACAUGGAUCUCAAGGAUUGUCCACCCUCGGCCGAAUGGUGCAUCAAAUACGUCAGUGAGGGCUCGACAGUACGAGACUGCGUGCCGACGUGCGUAGAGAAGGAGGCCUGGAGCACGAGGACGUACUGUUGCCAGCAGGAGGGUUGCAACUCGGCUCCGUCGUUUGUGUCCAGCAACAGCCUCACGGUCCUUGCGAUCACGAUGGCGGCUCUUCUGGUGCUUCGUGGCUAAUACGUCGCUUCCGGCGACCGUGGGACCGCGAACGGGAGCAACGGGAUCCCUUCGACGCGGGAAUCACCGCAUUAACCUGGUCGAUUAUUGUCCUGGCCCUCUUGCUGACUGGACGCUGACCAAUCGACAGUUGUCAUCGAUCGAUCGGUUCAAAAUCCACGACACAUUCGUACUCCAAUCGAUUUCUUUCUUUCCGAUCCGUUUCGUCGAGUCUCUCCCCUCUCACUUCUGUUCCUCUCUCCCUACUCUUACGAAAUUCGAUUUCUAUUUGGAAUGAAACUUGGGACAAUUGGAUAAUCAUUUAUGAUUCUUAUUAACGUUCUUCCUUUCAUUGUUUCUUUUUUUUUUUUGUGUCGCGAUAGAAAUUGAUUUUAAUUUCAUCGUGGAGACGAAUUUCGUCCUCUCUCGUGUUUGUUUCCAUUUCGAUUGAAGUUGAUUUGAACGAUUUCGCGUAAUUUCUGAUCAUCGCGCUGGAGAAUUACAUUUGAAAAAGGGAAGGUGAUUUUCUUAUUAAAAUCACAUCCACCUUCAAGAAAUUCAGCUUCACAUUUCCGUCUUGGGGAAUACGAACAACGAAGACUUCCGUUUCCUACGUCGUUGAAGAAUAAUUCGAAGGAGAAAUGAAUUCUUCGGGGACUUCUAAUCCCACUUAUUUCUCAUUCGGAGAAGUUUCAUUUCAUUCCGCAGACGGGAUUAUUCCAAGUUUAGAAAAUUGCUCGGCUUAAUUAGCUCAAUUCUCCUGCUUCUCUCGUGAAACUUUCUCGUUGUGAAACACUUGGGAAAUUAGGGCCACACUCGUGAGAAACUUUCUUUGGAAAAAUUUUCAAAUUUUCAAACUUAAUAUACGUCGAGUUUCAUCAUCCGGGGAAGCAGGAAUUUGAGAACCACCGACGCUUGACUUUCAACGUCACGGCGAGCCAAAAGUAUUAAUUUUUCAUGGAACUUCGUUGCUAAUAUAUAUCGAAGACAAUGUCGAGUUUUAUUUUUCUCUUUCGGCGCUGACACCCGCCUCUUCAACGAUCCUCGAGUUCGAUUUAUUCGAGAACUUUCCACCCUUUUCUUCGUUUCGCACCGUCGCUGCCAUGAGUGUUGGAUUUAACAAGGGCUGGAAAAGGGGAUUCUCAAUGACACGUUCUCCGGUCACGCGUUCACCCGAACCGAAUGGAAUUCCUCAGAAAUGUCAUUUUCGAUGUCAUUCUUCGUUCACUCCUACCAUUUUUUUUUUUUUUUUUUUUUUUGUUCUUUCUUUCUUUUUUACCUGUCAACUGUAAAAGAGACGAAAGAGAGUCGAUUCGAUCACUUAGAUUCAUGAUUCUUUUUAGAUGUAAUAAUAAUUUUUCUCUUUGUUUAUAGAUCCUCUACUUCUUGUUCAUCCAUUUUCUGCUACGGUUGUUGUUUUUAAAUUUAACGAAUUUCGUAGCAUCAGAUUGUCUCUCAGUUUCUUUCUUCUACUGCAAAUCACAGGUCGAAUUUGAAUUUCGAAGAGGACGCAAUUCAAACAAUUUCGAAGAGUAUAUAACAAUUCCGUAAUUAUCAUAAUCUCAAGCAACAAUCUCGAAGAAAAAGAAAAUUGAUCCCUCGUCGAAAGUAAAUUAUACGAUUCUCGUAUUCACAAUGGCAAAAUUGUUAAGAACGAUCGAGUCUUGUUAACGGCGAUUAACAAUUCUCGAUUAACGAUUGAUCGAUACGAUUGACUGUCUCCAAAUGUUUCUCCUUCGUUUCAUUUUACUUUAGAUAAAUAAUUAGAUAAAUAAUCCUUUCUUCGUUCUCUGUCUCGUUCAUUCAAACUUCAUCGUCGAAUUUCCGGCUGAAUGAAUUUUGCAACUAACUGGGAGUUUGCUCAACGAAGACGAACGCUGCUUGUCUUCCUGUAUUUAACGAGGAUGUUAAAGUACGUUCCUUCUUUCGUUUUCACUGAAAAAAAAGGAGAAGAAGAAGAAGAAAAAAAUCAGCGGGACUACACUUCUAUUUCUAUUCUCCGUUCACCGCGAAUCUUUAUAUCUUCUUCACCUCUCGCUUUAAAAAAGACCCUCCUCCUCGUUCUCGAUGAUCGAUUUUCGAUUUCUUCGCUGCCUUCAUGCCCUAAGAAUCAUACCAUCCGCGCCAAUCGGUUUUCCAUUUGGUCCUUCAACUUCUUCCAUCCUAUUUUCUCAAGUUUAUUCUCCGCUAUUUUCCUUCGCUCCUUUUUUUUCCCCUUUCCUUUCGCGAAAUCUCUCCCCCGAACGCGAGAAAAAAAAAUAAGAAGAACGUCGUUUAUUUUAUUGAAACAAACCAAGAGAGAGAGAGAGAGAGAAAGGCAAAAUAAACGAGAUGUAAAGUUAUAAAAAAGAAAGAAAGACGUAAAAAAGAGGGGGGAGGGGGAGGAUGUGAAAUGUCCAAGAAAUAAUCGUGACGACUGUCGAUUGUUCCAGUCGAUUCCAAUCGAGCAGGAACGGCCACCGCGAUCGCGAGGCAGGAAGAAAAAUUUGAAAAAAAAAAUAUAUAUAUAUAUAUAUAUGUAUAUACAUAUAUAUAUCGAACCAAAAGAAACCCGUGAUCUCGAUGGCGGACGAGCGCCAAAC